AUGGCCAAGAUGUGUGUUGAGGCCCGUCGUUUAGAUGUAUCACGCCUCUGCCUAGGAAAGAUGGGCAAUGGCUUAGGGGCUCUGCAAUUGCGAUUAGCCUGUGAAACAGAGUCGGAUACUUCAAUUCAGGCAGGUCAUUUGGCGCUCCAAUUAGGCAUGAAUGACAAGGCCAAGCAGAUAUUUGCCGAUGCCGGUCGUUGGGAUCUAGUAGGCCGCAUUUACCAAGCCCUAGGACAGUGGGACUCCGCCCUCCAAGUGAUCGAAAAACAUAACAGAGUUAGAAUUCGUUCAGCGCACUAUGCAUUUGCUAAGGAGCUCGAGGCCGAGGGCAAAGUUGAUGAGGCCAUAGAGCAGUCCCAGACACCAAUAAAAGAGGAGCAGUGA
Messenger RNA from Protopolystoma xenopodis, 384 nucleotides. The record is from the annotation of a GenBank genome assembly. Lineage: Eukaryota; Metazoa; Platyhelminthes; Monogenea; Polystomatidea; Polystomatidae.